AUGAACCACUCAGUUGAGUUGUCUCCUUCAGAGGAGUUUGAUGGCAGCACAGCAGUGGCGUGUGUGAUCCUCGGGUUGUCCUUCCUGGUUGGAGCUCCUGGGAACGUGCUGGUGAUCUGGACCAUCCUGAGACAUGUCAAGCAGCGCUCCCAUACUGUGGUGAUCAUUCUGCACUUGGCUGUUGCAGACCUGCUGGUUCUCAUCACCCUGCCUCUAUGGAUCUACUCUCUGGCUCACACUUGGGUGUUUGGAGCGGUAUUGUGCAAGACCUUAGUGUACACUGUGACUGUGUGCAUGUUCAGCAGCAUCUUCUUGAUCACUGUUAUGAGCGUGGAGCGCUUUCUUGCCAUCUGUCAUCCAUUUCUGAUGAUGCGCUGGAAGACAAAAAGCAAUAUAAAAAUAUAUCUUGUACUUUUGUGGCUGCUUGCUUUCCUUCUAGGAGUGCCUGCCUUAACACAGAAUCUGGAAGAAACUGAUGGAAAUGUGCAAUGUUUCACCAGGGAAUUAAACUCUGACACCAACACAAUUAUCGUCCUUUGCCUAGAAACCUUGUUGGGCUUUAUAGUUCCUUUCAUUGUUCUAAGUAUCUGCUACUGUCUAGUAGCUGCAGAGAUCAAGAAGAUGAGUUUCAAUUUAAAAGAGAAAUCCAUGGUUCUCAUCCAUGCUAUAGUGAUUGCUUUCACAGUGUGCUGGUUGCCUUACCACGUUAUCAACAUUAUUGAUCUGAUUUGUAUCUUAAGCUGGCCAGACACUGACGACGACUGUGUAUCAAAGCCUAUCAUCUUCAUAGCUGGUGCCCUGGUUUUCAUCAGUAGUUCAGUAAAUCCUGUGUUAUAUACCUUAUUUGCAAAGAACUUACAAGGGAGUCUGGAAGAGUCCCGACUAGUGAGGCUAUUUAAGGAAAUAGCCACUAACACAAACAAAGUGAGGGAGCUGGCAGUGCAACAGCAGACAGACCAGAGGGCAGCAAGUACAAAAGAAGAGCUGCUAUCUGACUGUGUGUGAAAGACUGUGAUGAUGGUAAAAUGUGACACUUGUCAUUUACUAU
Pelmatolapia mariae (spotted tilapia) is the source of this 1048-nucleotide messenger RNA. Its product is annotated as leukotriene B4 receptor 1-like. Gene Ontology annotation, biological process: calcium-mediated signaling; positive regulation of cytosolic calcium ion concentration; cell chemotaxis. Gene Ontology annotation, molecular function: C-C chemokine receptor activity; C-C chemokine binding. The transcript has a single exon. NCBI's taxonomy places the organism in Eukaryota, Metazoa, Chordata, Actinopteri, Cichliformes, Cichlidae. Gene Ontology annotation, cellular component: external side of plasma membrane; membrane. Bases 1 to 1005 code for a protein of 334 amino acids. The record is from RefSeq and is a predicted model, not a curated record.